Molecule: messenger RNA, 2672 nt
Organism: Neolamprologus brichardi
Lineage: Eukaryota; Metazoa; Chordata; Actinopteri; Cichliformes; Cichlidae
Source: RefSeq, a predicted model, not a curated record
CUCAGUGACAUGUGGGGCACAACACUCCGCACAGUCCACGUCCUGCUUUAAGAAGCGAGGGAAGCCAGCGUUGAGCUGUGAGAGAGCACUAAGCCAAAUCCUCCACCAUCAUCAUCAUGUUUUCAUCCUUGCAGGGGGAGGGAGGGUUGACUACGAGGCAAAGUGGGGGGAGAGACAGACACACACGAGGCCUAGUCGCCACAUCUUUUCAUGCGGAGAAGCUGAGCCGCUAAACCAGCCGUUUUUGGGUUCCCAAAAAAACUCCGGCCCGGGCCUCAGUCCGCGGUCUAGAGUUUGAUAUCGGGCUGUUAGAGACGGAAGCACGUCGGCUUGUAGCUGUCAGUCAGCCCCUGUGCCCCAACCACCAUCAUGGGAGACAGCAGAGAUUCCCACAGCCCAGACAGUUCGUCUGUGUCCUCCCCACCUUCGGGCCAGCGCUCCCCUCCGCUGGUUCCCUCAGCUGCAGCUUCCAUGACCUCCCUGCCUCCCAUCACCACUGCCGGGGUCAACAGCCCCAUCAGCAGCAUUGGUUCCCCCUUUUCUGUUAUCAGCUCUUCGCUGGGGUCGCCUUGUCUACCUGGCACACCGUCAGUGGGUUACGGCCCAAUUAGCAGCCCCCAGAUCAACUCAACCGUGUCGAUGUCGGGGCUUCAUGCAGUGAGCAGCUCCGAUGAUGUGAAACCUCCACUGGGCUUGAAACAGCUGUCAUCUCACAGCCCUGGGCCGAUGCUUUCCCAGAAACGUCUUUGUUCCAUCUGUGGAGAUAGAUCCUCUGGUAAGCAUUAUGGAGUCUACAGCUGUGAGGGCUGCAAAGGUUUCUUCAAAAGAACUGUGCGAAAAGACUUGACCUACACCUGUCGGGACAAUAAAGACUGUACUGUGGAUAAGAGACAGAGGAAUCGCUGCCAGUACUGCCGCUAUCAGAAGUGCCUGGCCAUGGGCAUGAAGAGAGAAGUGGCCAAGAUGAACGACAGAUCUGUCCAAGAGGAGCGGCAGAGGAACAAGGAUAGAGAUGGUGACGUGGAGUCGACCAGUGCCGUCAACGAGGAGAUGCCAGUAGAGAAGAUUUUGGAAGCAGAGAUGGCCGUAGAGCAGAAGACAGAGCUGCAUGCAGAUGGAAGUUCGGGCGGCAGCUCUCCCAACGAUCCAGUCACCAACAUCUGCCAGGCAGCAGACAAGCAGCUCUUCACGCUGGUGGAGUGGGCCAAGAGGAUCCCUCAUUUCUCAGAGCUGCCCCUGGAUGACCAGGUCAUCUUGCUACGUGCAGGCUGGAAUGAGCUCCUGAUUGCAUCGUUCUCCCAUCGCUCCAUCUCGGUGAAGGACGGGAUUUUACUUGCCACAGGCCUGCAUGUCCACAGGAACAGUGCCCACAGUGCAGGUGUUGGAGCUAUCUUUGACAGGGCGCACAAUGCCGAGGUUGGGGCCAUAUUUGACAGGGUUUUGACAGAGCUUGUUAGUAAAAUGAGAGACAUGCAAAUGGACAAGACAGAGCUGGGCUGCCUUCGAGCAAUCAUUCUCUUCAAUCCAGAUGCUAAGGGUUUGUCCAACUCCAGUGAGGUGGAGCUCCUAAGAGAGAGGGUGUACGCAUCUCUGGAGUCUUACUGCAAACAGAAAUAUCCCGAUCAGCAGGGAAGGUUUGCAAAGCUCCUCCUCCGGCUCCCGGCACUGCGCUCCAUCGGUCUGAAGUGCCUGGAGCACUUGUUCUUCUUUAAACUGAUUGGUGAUACGCCCAUUGACACCUUCCUGAUGGAGAUGCUAGAGGCGCCUCACCAGCUCACCUAGAGGAGGAGCCAGCUUUGUUCCGGUCAGGAUCCAGUGCACACCAGGAUUACCAACACGACCCCUCUGUGUUGGGUCAUUGGCUCUUCUUGUUCUUCCUCACUUAACUGCAGCACCUGCUGGUGGACACACAAAAACACACCUUCACCCUGGCUAAUUGUCUACACACACACACGCAUGCAGAUACCUUAAAUUGCAACCAUGGAUUGACCUAUGAUGUAACUAAUACACAGAUAAUAUGGCUGUGAAAAUAAGUUUCCUAAUACUGAGACACACACAUUUUCACUUGUUUUCCCAUAUCCAGUUUUCCUCCAUAGGGGUUAUGACUCAAGGAAUACACGCCCUUUUUAUCUUAUAUAUACAGUAAAUGUCUUAAUUUUAAGUUAGCCUUCCGUUUUCCCAUCUUCAACUCGCAGUGGGUUUUUGCUUCUGAGUAACUGGUGUACCUCCCCUGUUUUUACUUGGGUUACUGCCAGUUGCACCUCUGCAUAUUAUAUCCAUCACUAGCCGGUUAGUUAUUCAUGUUUGAUUUUAGCUUGAAAUCAGGUGCAUAGCAUUUCAAUCAACUGUCCAUCAUCAAAAGUUGUUUUUUUUUUUUGUCAGGAGGUGCCCUGUAAUGGACAGGCAGAAACACCCUCCCAACGAGCUCAUCCAAUCUUGUAAAAAUUGAAAUGUUUAAUGCUUUUUAUUCAUGCUGAAACUUGUUUAAGUUUCUAUUUUGAAGUACUGUACUCAUGAAAUGAGAGCUUUUUCCAAGGCUUUGAAAUCCAGGAAAAAGGGGGCUGGGAGGACUUUGAACAGCCAAACAUGGUCCUUCCCGCCCUGGUGCGCACAGCGGGCUUUGUAAGAAGAAUGACUUGAAUUUAUUUUCUUUUUCUUUUCUUUUUAAGUUU